Molecule: messenger RNA, 669 nt
Organism: Talaromyces rugulosus
Lineage: Eukaryota; Fungi; Ascomycota; Eurotiomycetes; Eurotiales; Trichocomaceae
Exons: 2
Coding region: 1-669 (222 amino acids)
Source: RefSeq, a predicted model, not a curated record
AUGGCGUUUCUUCUCGCUGGUCUCUCGCUGCUAGCGACUGUCCAGGCCGCCAAUGUCAAGCCUGUCCUCGUUCCAAACGGAUGCGCCAGCCUCCCAAACCUCCAGCAGACCGGUCCCGCAUCUGGAUUUGCGGGUCCCUGGAAUAUCGUCGUGGAUCAAUGUGUAAACACGACCGCUAUCGAUAAUGCAUGCACUAUUGAGGGGUUCGGUGAUAUGGCUGUACCCAUUACUCUGGAUGAUCAACCCGAUGUUAAAAGCGGUUUUGUCAGUAUCGUCAGUCAAAAACUUGGCGCAAAGUCCUACCUCAUCUGCACAUCGGGAAUUGGAUUUGAAGCAAUGGUUUUCUACGACAACCAAAACGAUUAUUUGCCCAUCAAUAUCACCAGCAACCCUGCGAGUGCUCAGCUAAAGUGGGGUCAAGCUGAGGAUGAGAGUGAACCAGUUGAUGCGUAUUAUCAUUACAUUGAUGGCAAGAAGCAGGAUGGUAUUUUCCUUGGUGCCAACAACGUUACUAGUUGGGGUAUCCAGCUUCAGGAGAAUGUACCUGGUACUGGUGGAAUUCCGAUGUGGCAGCUCCGUCUGCUGGGGCCUGGAAGCGAGGACCAGAAGACUGGCAAGGCUUUGAAGGAGGGAGAGUACAAGACUUUCAUUCGCAUUGAUGGAAGUUGA